This is a messenger RNA of Rhinopithecus roxellana (golden snub-nosed monkey), 1356 nucleotides long. Its product is annotated as probable low-specificity L-threonine aldolase 1. NCBI's taxonomy places the organism in Eukaryota, Metazoa, Chordata, Mammalia, Primates, Cercopithecidae. Gene Ontology annotation, molecular function: L-allo-threonine aldolase activity. Gene Ontology annotation, biological process: L-threonine catabolic process; glycine biosynthetic process. The record is from RefSeq and is a predicted model, not a curated record. Gene Ontology annotation, cellular component: cytosol.
AUGACGAACUACAUGUCCCUCCAGGACGCUCGCGCAGGCACGCCGCGAGGGAGCGCGAACUACAACUCCCAGCGUGCCACGGGUCCCGCUCCCUGGAUCCCCGGCCCAGGGCGUCUGCUUCCCAGCUCUAGGAAUUCUGGCCGCACCGACCCCGCCGCUCCCGCCGCCCUCGCUGGGGAGUACAAAAGUCAGCAGCUCCCGCCGGGAUGGGGAUCCGGGCGCUGCCCGCGCCAUGCUCCGCAGACUGGCCCGAGCGACGGCCCCGGUACAUGGGGCUCUCCGGGCGCGGGCGUCUGGGAGCCUCGCGGGGGUCGCACCCCCGUGGUGGGCCUGCGCAGCGACACGGUGACCACGCCCAGGCCGGCCAUGAGGCACGCCAUGUCAGAGGCAGUCGUGGGGGACGACUACGGCGAAGACCGGCAGCUGCAAGAAAUGCCUGUGGAGCUGCUAGGGCUGGAGCGCACCCUCUUUGUGCCCUCCAACACUAUGGCCAACCUCAUCUCUGUGAUGUGUCACUGCCAGUGCCAGGGCUCCCAGCUCCUCCUUGGGCAGGAGUGCCACCUCCACAUCUAUGAGCAGGGUGGGGUGGCUCAGAUUGCUAGAGUGUACUCCCACUCCCUUCCAGACCUGCCCCAUGGCACCCUGGACCUGGCUGAGCUGGAGAGGAUGAUCACACGGGGCGUCCGGAGCCCCUACCACCAGGUCUGCGAGCUCAUUUGCCUGGAGAACUCACACAGCACCUUGGGGGGCCGGGUCCUCUCAAUCGACUACCUACGCCAGGUGCACCUCCUGGCCCAGACCUACAAGGCCCGGGUCCACCUGGAUGGGGCCCAGCUGAUGAACAUGGCACUGGCCCUGCAUGUCCCACCACCCACAUUGUGGAGCACUGUGACUCUGUCUUUCUGCCUCUCCAAGGGCCUGGGUGCCCCAGUAGGGUCCCUGGCUGGGAGGCCCAAAGACUUCAUUGAAGAAGCCUGGUGCCUCCAAAAAGCCCUGGGUGGAGGCGUGCACCAGGUGGGGGUGCUGGCCGCGGCGGCCCUGGUGGGACUGGCUGACACAGAGCAGGCACUGCAGCGGGACCAUGGGAACGCCCAGAGAUUCACCAGAGGACUCCAGGAGCUGGUGUUGUCCGUCUGCCCCCUUGAUCCCACCUUCAUGGAGACAGACAUGGCGAUGGUGAGCGUGGCUGGGUUGCGGGCUGGGAGCGCUGAUGAGAUGGCCCACACUGGCCACGUGGUGUGCAUGCCGCUGUUCCUAUGGACAGAGCUCGCCGUGUGGCACCGCGACAUCUGGGCACAGGACACUGAACUGGUGCUGAGGAAGUGGGAGUUUGUGCUGAGGCCAUUGGAGUCCUGA